CGAAGGCCGUAGGAGGAAAGACUGCGAUUAAAACACUUGCACUAGCACGUUUUGCAUUACGCUGUCUCUAGUAACAUCGGAGUAACAUGGCCGGGGGCCAGGCGUAAACUUGCAGUGUUCAAAUUGCAACUCCACCUUCAUUUGGCACGCGACAUGAUCUUUUAUUCGCAGUUCUUAUUGUAAGAAACUGCAAGGGCGACUUGCGCUGAAGACAAGACGUGGUGUAACAUUGGUGUUACAGUGUGUGUACAUAGACACAGCACAGGCAGGGCCUCCACCCAGUUAUAGAGUCACCAUUAGUACGCAGCCAGCGUAAAAUAUAGCAGAAACCAUCUCCGAGCUGAGUAGGAUGACACAACGGUCACCUAGGAAAAGCCCACGCUUAAACGAUGGCCAGGAGAUAGCUACCACGGCGAGUGGGACGCAGACAAAGCGGACAAGUAGAAUGAGAUUCUCUAGCUACAGUCGGCUGGUGAGGACGACGGCUUGGGUUUUAAGGUUUACGCGCUGGAGCCGUGGACAGAGGACUGAGCUUGAGAGAUUCGGCCUCACCGCGACGGAGUGUGAGAACGCUGAGAACUUACUGAUACGGCGAGCGCAAUGCGAAGCGUUCCCUGACGAGGUUCGAGCCUCAUACAAUGAAGAAUCAGUCGGUCAUCGAAGCGACAUAAGAGGGCUGGCGCCAUACUUGGAUGACAAUGGAGUCUUGCGUGCGUAUGGCAGGAUCGAUGCCGCACUGUGUAUACCGCAUAGUGCGAGAAGGCCAAUAAUAUUGUCACACCGGCACGCACUGACGGAACUGAUUGUGUAUCACUACCAUGUGAAAAUUAAGCAUCAAAACGUGGAUGCAACGAUAGGUGACAUCAGGACCAGAUUUUGGAUAACAAAGCUGCGUCGACUGUUGCGUACAGUAAUAUCUGGAUGUAGUGUGUGCAAACUACAUAGAGCGCAGCCAGCGCCACCUAUAAUGGGUCCUUUGCCAGAGGACAGACUGGAGGCCAAUGGAUGGCCAUUUAAGUUUACGGGUCUGGACUAUUUUGGACCACUCCUUGUGACGAUCGGACGUCGAAAGGAAAAGAGAUGGGUCGCCUUGUUUACGUGUCUGACGACAAGGGCCAUAUAUUUGGAGCUGGCACAUGACCUGUCAACUGAUUCCUGUAUAAUCGUAAUCAGGAACUUUCUUUGCCGUCGCGGACCUGUACUGAGGUUGCGCAGUGACAACGGAAAGAACUUUGUUGGGGCCAACAGAGAAGCCAAAAGGCUAAUAGAUGUAUUCGAGCCGGAGAAGAUUCAGGGUGAGUUAUCUUCUAGAGGCAUUGAAUGGAUCUUCAACUGCCCAGCGAACCCAGCUGAAGGGGGAGCCUGGGAGAGGAUGGUGCAGUGUGUCAAGAGAGUGCUACGCCACACAGUAAAGGAAGUGGCACCAAAGCAACACGUACUGGAGAGUUUCCUGAUUGAGGCCGAGAACGUUGUGAAUUCUCGCCCGCUUACCCACUUGCCGGUGUCUGUGGACCAAGAAGCCCCCCUAACACCGAACGAUCUACUCAAAGGAGUGGCCAAUCUGCCUGACACGCCCGCUAUCCACGAGCAGCCGAACGAGAGAUGCGUCACGAGGAAGCAGUGGCGCAUGGCGCGGCUGUUACGAGACCGUUUUUGGAAGCGGUGGGUCUUAGAGUACCUGCCUACACUUGUGCGACGCGUGAAAUGGUGUGCGCGCGUUGAGCCGAUACGCCAUGGUGAUAUGGUGUUUAUAUGCGACCCGGCCGUGCCACGCAGAGAGUGGCGAAGGGGCAUAGUGGAGGAGCUCUACCCUGGACCAGAUGGAGUGCCUCGACGCGCCAGCAUCCGCGUGGCGGACAACAACCGAGUGCGACUGAUGACUCGUCCCGUGGCUAAACUAGCCAUACUGGAUGUGAGUGAAGCAGGGCCUUCACGGGGGCGGGGAUGUUGCGGGACGAAUUAAUUUAUCGAUUGUUUAGUAUUAAGUAUAUUCUGAAAGUAUGUAUAUUUGCCCUCCGAAUGUACGGGCACACUGUAUUUGGCUUGUUGCCGCCAUUACUUAAAUGUUAAGCUCAUUAUUGUCGUGAGUUCGAAG
This is a messenger RNA of Drosophila virilis, 2095 nucleotides long. RefSeq lists its product as uncharacterized. Lineage: Eukaryota; Metazoa; Arthropoda; Insecta; Diptera; Drosophilidae. The record is from RefSeq and is a predicted model, not a curated record.